ACACAUGUUUCAACAUGGCGGCUGUCGAAAUUGAACGGGCGCAAGCCCUUUAUGCGUCUAAUAAGCCCGCCGCCGCUAUAGAUAUUCUUCACUCCAUUGUUAAAAAAGAACCACAGAUCAGUGAUGAGGAAGCUAUUAGAAUUAAGGAGUUGGCCAUCAUGGAACUUGGCUCUCUCUUGUCCAAGACUGGACAAGGAGAAGAGCUGGCUGGCCUUAUCAAGUUCACCAGGCCAUUUCUGGUGCGGAUGAGUAAAGCUAAGGCAGCCAAGCUGGUGAAGGCACUGGUCGACAUGUUUCUAGAUAUGGAGGCAGGGACAGGGAAAGAGGUUGAGUUAUGUAAGGAGUGUAUAGAAUGGGCAAAAUCUGAGAAGAGGACUUUUCUAAGACAGGCACUGGAGGCUAGACUGAUUGCUCUGUUUUUUGAGACUGGGCAGUAUGAAGAUGCUUUAAGUUUAGAGGGUUCCUUAAUCAAAGAGCUUAAGAAGAUGGACGACAAGGCCCUGUUGGUGGAGGUCCAGCUGUUGGAGAGCAAGGUCUACCAUGCCCUUAGUAAUCUCCCCAAAGCAAGGGCGGCACUAACGUCUGGUAGAACCACAGGGAAUGGGAUCUACUGCCCUCCUAAACUACAGGCAGCACUAGAUCUACAGUCUGGAGUGCUGCAUGCAGCUGAUGAGAGGGACUUUAAAACUGCAUUUUCCUACUUCUAUGAAGCAUUUGAAGGAUACGAUUCCAUUGACAGUCCCAAAGCUGUGACUGCCCUGAAGUACAUGUUGUUAGCCAAGAUUAUGCUGAACAGUGCUGAUGAGGUGCAGUCUAUACUCAGUGGUAAACUCGGGUUAAAGUACGCAGGCAGUAACGUGGAAGCCUUGAAGAGUAUAGCCAAAGCCAGUCACAAUAGGUCCCUCGCAGAAUUUCAGCAGACCAUAUCAUCUUACAAGACGGAGCUGGUGGACGACCCCAUCAUUCGUGCCCACCUGGACUCCCUCUACGACAACAUGUUGGGCCAGAACCUGUGCAGGAUCAUAGAACCCUUCUCCAGGGUACAGGUCACCCAUAUUGCCAAUCUCAUUAAGCUACCCAUGGACACAGUUGAAAAGAAAUUGUCACAAAUGAUCCUGGAUAAGAAAUUCCAUGGUAUUCUUGACCAGGGUGCUGGAGUCCUGAUCGUCUUUGAGGAGACAACUUCUGACAAAACAUACGAAACCUCACUAGAGACAAUUCAGUCCAUGGGAAAAGUCGUGGACUCUUUGUACAACAAAGCCAAAAAAUUGACUUGAUAUACCAAAGGAAAGAAAUGAAAAAAAAAA
This is a messenger RNA of Lingula anatina, 1307 nucleotides long. RefSeq names its product 26S proteasome non-ATPase regulatory subunit 11B. The record is from RefSeq and is a predicted model, not a curated record. Lineage: Eukaryota; Metazoa; Brachiopoda; Lingulata; Lingulida; Lingulidae.